CCCUUGUUUUGGCCUCGUCAUUGUCAUGUAGCGCGAGGAACACAAAACAGUUUGGAUGCUCGUGCACUUCCGGGACUUUCGUAAUAUUGUCAACAGGGCGCGUGCACGGCGGCAGGAGCGACCCUCCUCUUUUCAGGCAGAAACCGGUGAAUCAGGGAAAGCGGCCAAGCCCUCCCUGAAUCUCAUUACUGCACUGAGCUUCUUGUAUUUGUCUUUAAACUUGAAGGGACUGACGGCAGAAACGCGGACGGAAGGCAUGCUAAGACAGCAGUCGCUGUGGGGUUAGGAUGUCUGACGACAAAGAACAGCUGAACCAGAGGAUAAACGAAAGACAGAUCUGCUACUACAGUGAUGACAGCGAAGAUUAUGGCAGUGAUGAAGAAGGAUUGCAUGACCAGUCCCACAGCGCCCCCUUCAGCUCUGAUAAUGAGGCUCAGGGUGGCAAUCCGGCUGUAUGGCAGUGCACCCCUCCCCCAUUUACCUCGCCUUUGGCGGAGACGCCAAACCGCCCACCCACCUCGCAGCCUCUGUCCAGACCCCACUCAAGGCCAGCAAGCCAAAGCCCUACCCCUCCCUCCACUCUGACAGGAACUAAGAAGAGGAGCUCCAGACCAGCUCACAUGAGACGAAACAUCAGGAAAUUGUUGAGUGAACAUCAAUUAGAUGCAGUGACCAAAACCGCCCAGCAGGAGGAGCUUGAGAGAAGGCAGCGUCUGGAGGAGCAAAGAAAGCAGGACUUUCCCCUACCUCUGCUGCCUGAAUACACAACUGGCGAUGUUACUCAGCACGUGCCCUCAUCGUCAGCGUCAGUGUCAUUCCAGCAAGAAGUAAAGGCCACCAGACAGGAAGUGAUCCGCUUUGAGUCCAGCAGCUCGAGCAUCAGCGAAGACCAAUGCAAGACUGACAUAACCACCUCUGCAGCUACAGCACAAAUACAAAAAACAGAAAUAAUAGAUUUGAGGAUAAAUGAGGAUGACACUGUUGCUCAAGUCUCCAAAGACGAAGAGGAGAGUGAAUCUAGCGGUGCACAUGCCAACGAUGCCCUUAACCAACCAGAUGCCGAGGGCAGGGUGCUCAUCAACCUCAACCAUCCAGCUACAGAGGAAGAUAUUUUCUUGUCACCACAGCUCGCUCAAGCAGUCAAACCUCACCAGAUCGGUGGAAUCCGUUUUCUGUACGACAACUUGGUGGAGUCCCUGGAGCUCUUCAGCAACAGCAGCGGAUUUGGCUGUAUCCUCGCUCACAGCAUGGGCCUAGGCAAAACUCUUCAGGUCAUCUCCUUCAUCGACAUCUUGUUCAGGCACACUGCAGCUCACACUGUGCUCGCCAUCGUACCGGUGAAUACACUACAGAACUGGCUGUCAGAGUUCAACACAUGGGUCCCUCCUCCUGAGGCAUUACCUCCAGACACUGAUCCUGCACUGGUCACACCGCGUGCUUUUAAAGUUCACAUCCUCAACGAUGAACACAAAAACACAGCAUCUAGGGCUAAGGUGGUGGAGGACUGGUCUCGGGAUGGUGGUGUCCUGCUGAUGGGUUAUGAGAUGUACCGUCUCCUGUCUUUGAAGAAGAACUUUGUGGCUGGGCGGAAGAAGAGGAGCAAAAAAACUGGAGGACCUAAUAUCAUAAACCUGGAUGAAGAAGACAGACAGCAGGAACUUCUUAAUGGUGUUGAGAAAGCCCUUUCCCGCCCCGGUCCAGAUGUUGUGAUCUGUGAUGAAGGACAUCGCAUUAAGAACUGCCAUGCCAGCACAUCUCAGGCCUUAAAGAACAUACGAACCCGGCGGCGUGUAGUUUUAACUGGCUAUCCGCUCCAGAACAAUCUCAUCGAGUACUGGUGCAUGGUUGACUUUGUCCGUCCUGACUUUCUAGGUACCAGACAGGAGUUCAGCAACAUGUUUGAGCGCCCCAUCCUAAAUGGACAGUGUGUGGACAGCACUCCUCAGGACAUCCAGCUGAUGAGGUACAGGAGCCACGUCCUCCACAGCCUGCUGGAGGGCUUUGUGCAGAGGCGAGGCCACGAUGUCUUGAGAGACCAACUACCCUCUAAGGACGAGCAUGUGAUCCUGGUGCGUCUGUCACCUCUGCAGAGGGCGCUCUACACAGAGUUCAUGAACCGCUUUAGAGAGGCGGGAAACACCGGCUGGCUCAGCGUCAACCCCCUGAAAGCUUUUUGUGUCUGCUGCAAGAUUUGGAAUCAUCCAGACGUGCUGUAUGAGGCUUUGCAGAAAGAAAAUCUGGCAAGCGAGCAGGAUUUGGACGUUGACGACAUCACGUCUACUUCACAGGGCCGAUGUCCCACCGCAGCACCGGGUCCAAAGUCAAAGAAUGUGGACAACCCAGAUCCAAUUGGUGGAUUGAGUUUAAACCAGAUGCAGGAAAAAGCCAAUCAGGUCAUUACAUAUGAAUGGGCAAAAGAGCUCAUGUAUGACUACAAGCCUGGCAUCCUGGAAAACUCGGCAAAGAUGGUGCUGCUGUUCCACCUGAUAGAGGAAAGUGUCAAGAAGGGAGACAAAAUGCUUGUGUUUAGUCAAAGUUUGUCCACACUGACGGUGAUUGAGGAUUUCUUGGCCAAGAGACCCGUGCCUCCUUCGCCAUAUACAACUAGCAAAGACAGACCCAACCAGAACUGGGUCCGUAAUCUCAACUACUACAGACUGGAUGGAAGCACAACAGCUUCAGAGAGAGAGAGACUGAUUAACCUGUUCAAUGACCCCGCCAAUACCUCAGCAUGGGUUUUCCUACUUUCAACCCGGGCUGGGUGUCUGGGUGUGAACCUGAUCGGGGCGAACCGUGUCGUAGUCUUCGAUGCCUCCUGGAACCCCUGCCACGACGCCCAGGCUGUGUGCCGUGUAUACCGCUACGGACAGCGAAAACCGUGUCACAUCUACCGACUGGUGUGCGACUUCACUCUGGAGAAAAAGAUUUAUGACCGCCAGAUCUCCAAGCAGGGCAUGUCUGACCGUGUUGUGGACGACCUGAACCCUGUGUUGAAUUUCACCAGGAGGGAGGUUGAGUCCCUUCUUCAUUUUGUGGACGAGGAACCAGAUUCAUCUCAGGUCAGGCUGCAGCCUGGAGAAAUCAGUGAGAGCGUCUUGCAGAGAGCUCUGCACCUUUACUCCCACCUCAUCACCAAGCAACCCUUCCCCCAUGAAUCCCUUCUAAUAGACCGCAGGGAGUUUAAACUGAGCAGCGCUGAGAAGAAAGCCGCUAAAAAGGGCUAUGAAGAGGAGAAGAGGGCCUCGGUGCCGUACACACGCCCAUCCUACGCUCACUAUUACCCUGCCAGUGACCAGAGCCUUACCAACAUCCCUGCUUUUAGCCAGAGAAACUGGCGCCCUCCAACCUGCACCAAGGAGAAACCAGUGGCCAGUGUCCGGCCAGUACAGUCUGCAUCAGUUCCCAUGAUGCCCCACCAUGUGGCUGCAGGUUCAGCCCCGGAUUGUGGCUCCUCUUCAUCCAGCCUCGGAGGCUUCCCUGUCAACUACCUGCAAAAAGCUGGGGUGUUCGUACAGAAGAUCGUCACCACUACUGAUAUAGUGAUUCCAGGUACCAACAACUUAACAGAUGUCCAGGCGAGGAUCACUGCUGGAGAAAGUAUUCAUGUUAUCAGGGGCACAAAAGGGACGUAUAUCAGGACAUCUGAUGGCCGAAUCUUUGCCAUCAGAGCAGCUAAUAAGGCCAAGACAGUGGACCAGAGUGCAGCAGCUCCUCCCAAAGACUUGAAGGCUCCGCCUCAGGAAGUUUCCUCCAGUGGCAGUAAUGGUUGCAUAUCCCCUGACAGGAAGCCGAUGGUACCCUCCAAGACUGUGCCCCGCCCUCUUUCCCCCGACAGCCCAGCGAUCAUCAACGAGUUGCAGCGCUACACGGCUGGCUCUGGGACUGAUGUGAGAGCAGCUGAGAGCAGCAUGAACACCCUGCCUUCUAACAAGCUGCUACAGAAAAAGUGUGGCAGCAGUGCAAGCACUUAUUCUGGGGAAACUAUGGGCCACCAUGAUGCCUCCACUACUAAUGUUAUCCAGCCGAAUGUGGACAACAGUGUUCCUCAAGACCUGAGAAUAGGCAGCAAGCGUAAGGCCUCCAGCCCGUUCCUGGAGAAACGAGUCAGUAAGCAGCCCUUCGCAGGAAAACACUCCUCAGCCCCUCCACCUUCACCAGGGUUUUCCUUCACAGGGGGCUAUGGCCUUCCCCCGAUGGGUCUCAGCUCUGCCAUGUUGGGCAGCUCAGUGGGGCAUCCUCUCUUCAUGGGGUCAAGCUCACAGUACUUCCAGCCACCCAACAAUCAGCUGGGAGACCCCACUUACAUGUAUCGAGAUGUGUUCGGCUUGCGCGGAGCUACCACUGUCCCCUAUUCCUCAUCCCAGUCUUCAUCCACAACAAUCAUGACUCCUGCCUCAUCGUCUCCUUCUGCAUCAGUCAAUGCUGCCAGUUCUCUUCCAGGAGCUCACCCAUCAUACAUAUUGAGCCCCAGCGUGGCUGGGAUGCUCCCACCAGGCUUCCCCCUCUCAUACAGUCCAUCUCUGGCCGGUCUUUACUCUGGCUCAAUGCUGCCAGGUCCGGCUGCCACUCCCGGUCCAGCCGGAGCCAGUUUCUUGUCUCAGUACCCCCAAACUACUGCCUCAGGCUCCUCCUCCUCCUCUUCCCCUUCCUCGUUUUCUCCAUCAGCACGCUUAGAGGGCUACCGGGCCCCGGUCCUGAUGAACGGCAGGGAGGUCAGCGGCAGCAGCGACUCUGAUGAUGAUGACGACAUUAUUUAGUUGAGGGGACAGUGAGACUUGAGAAAACUUUCAGCUCAUGCUGUUAGCCGGAAUGCAGCUCUUUCUGACGGGAAUGGACAAAGAGUAAAAGAGAGUUAAGGCUUAAAAUCUUCAUUUUGGUCACCUGUGUUGCCUUGGAGAAACAACCUGAAGGGUGACUGAACACAGACUGCACACUGAGUGACAAAUAUUGAAUAUCAAAAUGUGAAGCAUUUAAACAGAUCCAGAGGGGGAGAGAUUUGAAUUCUACGGACUGAGCUUCCAGAUUUGUUUGUCCAAUCCUGGCAUUAAAAAGCUCAUCACUGGAAUGAGAACUGCUGAGUGUGAGCCUGUAGUGACUACAAGUGGCCACUAGUUGAACUGUUAAUUUAGAGAUUCUAAAGUAGUUCCGCAGCUUUGCUAAAUGUGAAGACUCUUGCUUACAGCUAAUCAAAAAGACAACCAUAUCUUUAAGUUAUAGUUCAAGAUUUUUUAAGUAAGGUUCUGUUAAAAAGUUCUAAUUUUUUUUGGUGUGUUUAAAAAAAAAAGUAGAUUAUUUUUGACCCACUGUCUGAAGCUAAUGGGUAAUCUGAAAGGAUUGCUAGAAUAUGACAUUUUGGAUAUUGGAGUUUUUUUUCAAGUUGGUGGAAGCCCACUUUGGUCUUCUCUCUGACUAGCCAUUAGCUAAUCUAGAUUUCUACUAAAUAAAGCCACUAAAAGAGUUAAAUGCAGUACAAUAUUAACUGCUUAUGACCUUUUAUCAGAACCUCACUUCAAAACUCCUGACCUAUCCCAUUAAAGAAAAAGCGUCCUAACAGCUGAGGUAGCUUGUAGUAAAUUUGUUCAACUGAAACAGUUUUGUCACUUGUAGAAUACUGUUAAUGAAUAUUUCCUUGGACAGCUAAAGAAAAUGGUUAAAAUAUGGAACCAAACUCUGAAAAAAGGAUUGUUGUUGUUCUUAAUAAUUCAUUGCAGGACAGUAUAUCUUGUAUAUUUUUUGAAGGGCGAAAUGGUGUGUCAUCCUGGGGCUUGGUAAGGUUAAAAACAUUAUACUGAAACUUUAAAACUCCAAUGAAAGAAUGUACGAUUAAUCAAAUGCCUUCAUAUCGGGCCUUUUUCUGUCGGACAAGAUUCCUUCUACUUGGGCGUAGGAAGAUAUAGUUUUUUUUUUUCUUUUUUAAUGUGUACUGUAUUUUUCUGUGAUCUACUUUUACAAAAAACAAAACAAAACAGGCAAUUGCCUAAAAACAGUGAGGUGGGAAAAAAAUGCUAAUGAGGUGUUUUCCUUGUAGCGGAGAAACAACCAACAGAAGAUGCCUUUAUUUGCCUCCAAUCUUUCUGAAUGUUAGCUGUGAGAGAGGAGAGGUAAGGGGAGACCUAAUCUCACCCACAGUCUUACUGUAGCCUAGUGAAAAAUGAUGCAAACAUUCACUCAAGCCUAUAUAUAUACUGAUAUAACCCGAGGGGGGCUGAGCUUUAAAGCCCCUCCAAAGCUUUGGUUACGCUCGUGUUGUUACUGUGUUUGUGUCUGCGCCUUGUCUUUUUAAAGGUUACAAAAGGAAUCAUUUCAAAAAGUGAAAAAAAACCAAAUUUCUGACACAGAUUCAUACUUUCACUCUGCUGGGUUUUUUUCUCACCCAUUUUCAGUCUUUGUCUCAUCUUGCUUUGUGAGCAGAGUUGAAAUGUAAAACCAAACUUAAUUUUGGAGAAAUUGUGUGUCUUUUCCCGAAACCAAGUACAGCAGAAACUCAUCAGAAACCUCCAAAACAAAGAGGAUCGUGUCUUAAGAGACCAAAUAUUGAUUGCAGAGCAGAAGAAAUUACGUUCAUAAAAGGCAUGGGGCAGUUACUGGCAUUGAGGUACAUCAAGAUUGUUUUUUAAGUUAGGGUUUCAAAACUUAAAAAAUGUUUUGACUUAAUGUUCCUGUCUUAAAGCAGGAGUGACCAAAGUUCAGUCCACAGGCCAUUUGGAAGCAUUUUAUUUAUUUUUUAUUAAUUAUAAAAUUUCAAGAUUGGUAGAAAUUUGGCCCAUUAAAAAGGCAGUCUAAAUAUGUAGCAGCUUUUUUAUAAUUUAGUGCAAUAUUUUCACCUACAAAUGAAAAUGGAAGAUGUUGGGUACCACAAAAAGUCUUAAACUUUUGUUAAUCAGGUCUUUUCCUUUAAUCUUAGUUUCAUAGUGAAGACCUCCACAAACAUGCCGACUUUUACUUGGAGACAGACUUUGAUUCAAUCUUUCAUUAGAGUUGGCUAAAUAAAGCUAUCGUUUUUCAAGGAAAGAGUGACCCACAUCCUGUUGCUGAAAAAUUCUGGACCAAAAAAAUAGAAAACAGAAAGAAUGAUUUGAGGAAACUCUGUGCCUUUCUUUUAAUAAGGCGAACACAGAGACCCAUUAUUUGUUUCCUCUCUAUGAUUUCUAUAAAAAUUAGAUUACCUUGUUUGUUUCAGUAAAAUAUUGCUUCUUCAGUCUAAUGUUAAGCAGGUAAAAAAACAUUUUUAAUUGUUAUAAGUUUUACAUUUUUUAUUUCAAAAAAUAUUAUUUUUGUGGCCCAGGAGGACUUUUAACUUGACAAAUUUGGCUCACAUGGCAAAAGGUUUGGACACCACCAGUGUAAAAUUAUUUAAUGAUAUGCCUGACAGCAUAGAGUAAAACAGUGGUGCCUCUCUGCCACCUGUCGCUGCCCACUGCUUGUCUGCUGGCUGAACGAAACCUAGUCUGUUUACCUCAUACUUACAGAAAAGACCAAUGUUGCUGUCUAGAAAUGUUUCCAGUUACGAAAAACACGGAAACUAAUGGCACCGUCGGUCUUUCUGGUAACACUGCUUUAACACAACGAGCUGGCUGGCAAGCUGUUUUAAAUGGAAGCUGUUCAAUCAUUUAUUACAUCUUCUUUUUAAAUAUUUGUAUUGAUACCUUGAAACUGUGGUAUUUUUACUUCAGGUUAUCCUACCAUGAGAAUCUCAUACCAGCCCAUGCCUAGUCUAUAGCAGCUACCAUUGAGAAAUACAUAUGCGCGAAAUACACUGUGCUCCACUGUAAAACAGACAUUAAUCUGUGUAUGUAAGUUAAAAAAACCUGACCAGUUUCUUAUUCAUAUUAACCAUAAAUCAUCUUCAUCUUAAAAACGGAUUCGCGUUGUGUGAAAAUUUUCAUCUUCCCAGAACGGCUGCAGCUACAGAUUUAAAAGCUACCCGCUCCUCACACGGACACGAAAGUCUGAACAUAAUCAAACAAUAACUCAAGUAUUUUGUGUCUUUUUUUUGUCAUUCAUGGAUAUGUUGUUUAUAAUGAAACAGUUUACUCGUGUUGCAUUUUUUUUUUUGGCUCUUCUCAUUCAACUAGUACUGACUAUUACCAAAUUUAAAUUAUUUUUGACUUUGCAUAUUUAUUUAUUUUUAUUUUUGUACAGUGUAUUUUUGGUUUCCAAUUUCUUUUUCUUGAUCUUGUUUGUAAGAUUAUUAUGGUCCUGUUAGUGUUCGAGGUUUUUGUUUGCUUAUUAUGGAUGAACCGACAAUUAACCAGUUUGACCCAAUAACCAAUUACUAGACCAACCGAUUCCUGUGCUUGCUGAGCAAUAUUCAGGAUCUUAGAACAUACUGGCUAUCUCUGACAUGCCAUGACAGAAAACGUGAAAAAAGAAAGAGAAAAAAAAUGUGCUAUUUGUCACGAAAAAAACGCUGGAAGCUAUGCUUGAUAUUUGGACAAGCAAAGCCAUUUUGAUAGCAGUUAACGUAAAUUUCAAGACGUUUUUGUCUGAAUUUGAAUUUAAGUCCUGGAACAAAAACAGACAUUAAAUAAGCUGAAAAGAAAGCAACAACCACAGAUGCUUUCCAUUCCCUCUUUCAUAUUUCAUCACCACAUCCGAGUUGUUUGUCGUCCCAUGAUGCCAAAUAAAUUAUCUUAGGUGAUAAACUUCCUGCCCCAUCGGCUCGGCUUUUGCUGUUAAGACUGACUUGCUCUGUAGUUCGACAGCUUUCUACUUGAAUUUACAUAUUUAUUUAUAUGAAGCGGUUUGGGCGAGCCAGCUGAGCCGACUGUCUAAAUUCCAGUUUAGAUGAGGCGAAGGUAAUAAAAUCUGCUGACUUUAAGGAUGUUCUCUAUUCAAAGCCUGUUGAGCAGAUGAUCAAUGCUUAAUGAGAAUGGAUCACCAUUUUACAUAUUUUUGUUUGUUUUAUUCGACUUUGUAAAUAAAAGAAACAUGCUCUAAAUAAUUUUUUUUUUUUUUUCCUAAUUUCUUUAUAUUAGUUGAAGAAAUACACAUAGUGUAUGACUACAACUUUCCUCCAGAAAACCUUAGAUUAAGAUACAGGUGGAAGCUGCAAUAUCUAGAUUGGAAAAUGAAUCUGUACUGAUAACAGAUACUUUAAAACACAAUUUGGGUUUCUAAAAUCUAUGGGGAGACAGUAAAAGAGGUUAAAUCAUUAAAACCCGUCUCCCUUUUUUGGAGUAAGCACCACUGCACACACAUAAAUCAACUGACCGCAUGCAGAAUUGGUAAUAAUUAACCAAACCCUUUUAUGAAAUAAUGGAGUUUUGCUGAUUGAAACCUCAACACUUAACAGCAACUACAGUCCUACAGCCCUAACAGAGGAAACGGACACUUUAAGGAAUAUGUUUAAACUUAAAAAAGUUGCUAAAUAUGAAAAAUGGAAGUAUUAAAAGUUUUAACUUUAUCUUCCAUCAAAAAAAGAAAUGAAAAAAUACCUUAUAAAAAGGCUUCCAAGACAUAUAUGAAAAACAUAAUUUUAAAAUAUACAUUUAAAAAAAUCUUUGUUGUUAAAAAAAUGUAUUUCAUUUUCUUACCAGUUCCAGUCAUACUUAACAGUGCUUCCAUUUGGUCCUCCAUACAUCCAGUGUAACUCGUUAGUUAAAAUUGUUGGAUGAGAAAACGUAGUAAAAAAAAAUAAUUUUUUGUUUUCUUUUGGUCUCCUUUGUCCUACCUUAUUUGAUUCUACUAUUGUCUAAGAAAUUAUGUGAAAUUCUUUUCUGGGAAAUUAGCAGAUUUGUGGAAGUCAAACAGAAGUUCUUAAAAAAUAUUUUAAGGCCAAAACAUCCCUUUUUUCAUCUUUUGUUUUUUCUUUGCAGGUUAGAUUACUUUAUUGUCAUUUUAUGUCUGAUCAAACUAAGAAGAUAAAAUGGACAACAGAAAAGUCCAGUGAGAGGUGUUGAAGGUUAUUUAAUGUAAUUGUUGUACACCAAGAGCCAUUGCUUUGCAGCGAUUAUUAACAAAUGCAACUCAAGUCACUUGAUCACAUGCAUGAUUGUUAAACAGAAGAAAUAGCUGCAAAACCACCUUUACUAUCACCUACAACUAGACUUUAGAACAAAAUUGUGCCUAAAAACCAGUCAUAUGCUCGAAAAUGUUACAUAAUCAGCCAUAGCAAGAAAUAAAUCUUGAGUUUGACUGCAAAUGAGCGUGUUUACUUGUGUAUAGAGUUUGGUUUGGUUGUAUCAUGAAGCACAAUGCAUAUGAUUCUCAGAUUUUUAUCUCUGACCAUUUCUGCAUGUGAGGCUCUCUUUCUGUUGUCCAAAACUCCAAGAUAAGUUUGCUGUUGAGCCCUUAGAGUUUCCUUGUUCCACAAACUGUUUGUAUGUAGUGUGUCUUUGUUAAUGUGAUGUAAGUGCUGAUUGUUUAGAAUAAAAUGAAUGCACCUAUGAUGUUUUUGGUUUUCAUCGGAGCGUAGGUUCAGAUGGAAGUACACUAAUAAAAAAAGUGCUGCAACAA
Girardinichthys multiradiatus is the source of this 10458-nucleotide messenger RNA. Its product is annotated as helicase ARIP4-like. Gene Ontology annotation, cellular component: nucleus. The coding region runs from base 288 to 4757 and encodes 1489 amino acids. Gene Ontology annotation, molecular function: ATP binding; ATP-dependent chromatin remodeler activity; ATP hydrolysis activity. Lineage: Eukaryota; Metazoa; Chordata; Actinopteri; Cyprinodontiformes; Goodeidae. The transcript is spliced from 23 exons. The record is from RefSeq and is a predicted model, not a curated record.